Molecule: messenger RNA, 777 nt
Organism: Moneuplotes crassus
Lineage: Eukaryota; Ciliophora; Spirotrichea; Euplotida; Euplotidae
Source: the annotation of a GenBank genome assembly
GAGAGAAUGAACAGCGAAGAUGAGGAACAAAAUCUUCUUCUGACUGAAUUCAGAUGGAAAAAGAUCAAGCCGAGUAUCUUUAUCCUCAGCAUUGCUGGGAGUCUGUUCGGGCUGUUUGCCUUAUUUGCUUUGGCAGAGAUGAUACUAGCUUUUAUAGCUAAUACACAUAUCUUUGGCUUCAUAGUUGGCCUAAUUCAGUUUGCUACCUGAAUUAUUCUUGUCAUUAUCCUUGUCAUAUAUUAUCGAAAGUUAGGGUUACAGACAUGGAUGUGGAAGGCACUUUACGUCCUAUCUGCAGUCUCUGUUUUGGGGUUCGUGCUUGUGCUUUGCUUCUUGUGAAUUAAGAUUAUGAAUUUUAGCCAACCUCCUCUUAAAAGAGGAACAGUUGUAGUGAAUACUGAAUUCAACAAGGAAUGUCUUGAUGCUAUAAAUUUAUGUUCGAAGACAACUCCUCAGUCGAGAAUAAAAUAUUCUGCAACUUUUGAUAAGGAUCAAGGGCAUUACUACGUUCAGACUUCUCAUACUGAUUGGUUUUUAGGAUUCAUCACCGACGGGCUGUAUGAGAUUACAGUGGAAGAAAAGGAAGCUGAAGGGAAGGAAAAGAAAUGCUUUACGGAAAACAACGAAAUCUGUGUGUAUGCCACUUGUUAUAAGAGAAUCUCAGCAGUUGGAACAAAAUGAGGCAAUCUUUGGAGUAGCUUUGAGGAAUGUCUAAAGACUAAGCCCAACCCUAAUAAACAAGAUGAGCGGUGGCAGAAGUGAUUGGGCAAUCCAUAA